AUGUCAUCAACAGAACAAUCAAUGAUUGUGCAAUCAAAAUUUGUCUCAGGAGAGACUGCGAUGGAAGCAUCAUUGAUACAGGGUUGGGUUAAAGCUGCACGAAUUGUAGCACUUCUUAACAAGGGAACUACUCAUGCAUUGGUCAUUUUAAUUACUUCAAGAACACCUCCUCAAGUUUACAGUGAUCUUACCAUAGAAAGAGUAUUGCCUAUUGAUCAAGAUUUUAAAUGCAAUAUAAAUACAGAUGAAAGACAACAAGAUGGUUUAGAUGUAUAUCUCAAUGUCAUAUCAAGAAAAUUACAUUUAAUAUUUGAAAUGAGGCCUGGAGUAGUAACUAGUUCCUUAGUAUCUGAAAUAUUUAGAGCUAUAGAAGUGUAUCAAAAAACAAAAAGUUCAGCAUCAGAAUUUUUAUGGGUUCAAAAAUUAACAGGCAGUACACGUAACUUAACUACCAACACCAAUGAAGAAAUGCAAGAUAAUACUGAUCCUCUAGUAGAUUUGGAAAGUCCAAUGUUAGUUGUAACAAGACGCAGCAUUGCCUCUGGUAAAUCACCAGUAGCUGCCAGGGAAUCUGCAGUAAAAUACCAAAUGGCUUGCAAAGAGGAUGAUUAUACAUACAGCAAAACUUUUCGUAUAUUUAUUGGCACAUGGAAUGUAAAUGGCCAACCACCAAAUGGUAUUGAAUUAUUUGAAUGGUUGUGCUAUGAUAAGACACCCCCUGAUGUAUAUGCAAUUGGAUUUCAAGAAUUAGACCUAACUAAAGAAGCAUUUCUUCGCAAUGACACUCCAAGAGAAGAGGAAUGGAGAAAAGUUGUGGCAAAAUCUCUUCACCCAGAUGGUGUGUAUGAACAAGUAGCUAUUGUAAGAUUAGUGGGUAUGAUGUUGCUUAUAUAUGCAUUAAAUAGUCAUAUACCAUACAUAAAAGAUGUAUCAGUUGAUACAGUAGGUACUGGCAUCAUGGGUAAAAUGGGUAACAAAGGAGGAGUAGCAGUAAGCUGCUCUAUUCAUAAUACAUCUAUUUGUUUUGUUAAUGCCCACCUAGCAGCACAUUGUGAAGAAUAUGAAAGGCGAAAUCAAGAUUAUGCAGAUAUAUGUACGCGAUUAUCUUUCUCAAAAUAUGUUCUACCUAAAAGUUUUAAAGAUCACGACCAGAUCUAUUGGUUAGGGGAUCUAAAUUAUCGAAUAACAGAAAUGGACGUUGUCACUGCUAAACAAUAUAUUGAUGCGAGAGACUACGCUCCUAUCUUAGCUUUAGAUCAAUUAGGUCAACAACGACGAUUAGGCCGUGUCUUACAAGGAUUUCAUGAAGCAGAAAUUAAAUUUAAACCAACAUAUAAAUAUGAUCCAGGCACUGAUAAUUGGGAUUCGAGUGAGAAGGGCAGAGCACCAGCAUGGUGUGAUCGUGUAUUAUGGAAAGGUGAAGCUAUUACAUCAAUUGAUUACAGAAGUCAUCCUGAAUUAAAAAUUUCUGAUCAUAAACCAGUUAGCGCACUUUUUGAUUCUCAGAUCAGAAUUAUAGAUAUGGCAAAGUAUCGUAAAAUUCAUGAAGAAGUUAUGAAAAAGCUUGAUAAAUUAGAAAACGAAUUCCUACCACAAGUAAUGGUUGACACAACAGAUAUCAUAUUUGAUACUUUAAAAUUUCUCGAACCUAGUAGUAAAGAACUUAUUAUUGCCAACACUGGCCAGGUACCAGUUCAAUUUGAGUUUAUAAAAAAAUUAGGUGAAACUAGUUACUGUAAAGAUUGGUUGGACAUAGAACCGUUUAAAGGUUUCAUCAAACCAGGAGAGAAGUGUGAUACUAGGUUCGAAAUAUAUGUUGACAAAAGAUCAGCUUGCAAAUUAAAUUCCGGAGAUGAUAAGUUGUACGAUAUUUUAAUUUUACAUCUUGAAGGGGGAAAGGAUAUAUUCAUAACCGUUACUGGUACUUAUGAAAGAAGUUGUUUUGGAUCUUCAAUGGAAGCUUUGGUUCACAUUCCAGUACCAAUAAGAGAAAUUCCUAUCGGCAGAUUAAUGGAACUCGAAAAUAAUAAAAAUCUUUCUCAAGAACCAUAUGCUAUACCUAAAGAGGUAUGGUUAUUAGUUGAUAGAUUGUAUCGACAUGGUAUAAAAACAACGGGACUUUUCGAAACACCGGGACUUCACAGUGAAAUUAUAGCCAUAAGAGAUUGGUUGGACAAUUGGAGUCAAGAUCCAAUGCCUGCAACAAAUUACUUACAGUGCAAACAAAUUGUAAUGCAACUUCCAGAAAUAAGGAGAACAGUUUUUGUUUAUAUAUGUUAUUUUUUACAAGAAUUACUAAAUCAUACUCAAGACAAUGAAUUGGAUGCUAAAACACUUGCAACAUUAUUUGGAUCUAUUUUCUUAAGGGAUCCACCAAGAAGUAAAGGUGAUAGAAAGAUGAGAAGUCGUACUCAAAUUGUUCAGGCAACAAUUGACAAAAAAAAAGCUGCAUUUGUAUAUCACUUUUUAGUGAAUGAUCAAAGCGAUUUUAUUCUUGGUCGAUAG
Molecule: messenger RNA, 2505 nt
Organism: Habropoda laboriosa
Lineage: Eukaryota; Metazoa; Arthropoda; Insecta; Hymenoptera; Apidae
Gene: Ocrl
Product: inositol polyphosphate 5-phosphatase OCRL-1
Exons: 19
Coding region: 1-2505 (834 amino acids)
Biological process (GO): signal transduction; phosphatidylinositol dephosphorylation
Cellular component (GO): membrane
Molecular function (GO): inositol phosphate phosphatase activity; phosphatidylinositol-4,5-bisphosphate 5-phosphatase activity
Source: RefSeq, a predicted model, not a curated record